Molecule: messenger RNA, 986 nt
Organism: Ixodes scapularis (black-legged tick)
Lineage: Eukaryota; Metazoa; Arthropoda; Arachnida; Ixodida; Ixodidae
Product: sulfotransferase ssu-1
Exons: 1
Coding region: 1-954 (317 amino acids)
Biological process (GO): sulfation
Cellular component (GO): cytoplasm
Molecular function (GO): sulfotransferase activity
Source: RefSeq, a predicted model, not a curated record
AUGAAUUCCAACGGAAAACCCGCCCAAGUAUUCCGAGACGUCGAAGGCUUGUACCUCGGCUUCUCUUUCCGCGACGAACACGUCCGCUCGGCCCUGGCCUACAAGCCCAAGCCCCGAGACGUCUUCGUGGUGAGCUACCCCAAGUGCGGAACCACGUGGACGCAGAACUUGCUUUUCCACAUCUUCAGCGGCGGGAUUUCGCCGAGAGACAAAGACGAGUUCAAUUCGAGGACUCCCUUCUUGGAGUACGCGGGAGUCGAGUGCGUCGCCAACAUGUCAGAACUGGCAGCCAUCAAGACGCAUCUUCCAUUCCACAAGCAGCCUUAUUCGGACCAGGCCAAGUACGUGUACGUCACUCGGAAUCCUUACGACUGCUGUGUGUCCUUCUACUACCACACCAAGGGGUUUCCCGCCUACUUCUUCGAGGACGGUACGUUCGACGAGUUUUUCGACAUGUUCGUAGAAGGGAGAUGCGAGUACGGUGACUAUUUUGACCAUCUUCUCUCCUGGUACGAACAUCGGCACGACCGCAACGUCCUCUUCUUGACGUACGAGGAUCUCAAGAGGGACACCGAAGGCUGGGUUCUGAAGAUGGCUGACUUCCUGGGAGACGAGUACGGCGAAAUGCUGCGAAGCAACCCUUUCUUAGCUAAGUCGAUCGUGGAAGCGUCUGGAGUAGACACUAUGAAGAGGUUGUUCAACGAAGCGUUCAGGUCCAAGAGAGAAAUUUCACCACUUCCCUGUGAAGUCCAGAAACCUGCGGGUGUGAGCAACGGGAUGGUGGAAAACGCCCUCCAGAAGCCCAUGACCGGAGACUUCGUACGCAAGGGCGUCGUCGGAGACUGGAGGAAUCAUUUUUCUCAGAACCAGGUGUACAGGAUGAAGAGGUGGAUUGCGCUCAGGACUGAAGGUAGUGACGUCAUGGAGCUCUGGAGAGACGAGGACUUACCAUAAGGCCUAAGAGUGGCGACCUGACCGCAAGGACU